GAAAGAGAAUUCGCGUGCUGUUUCAGUAAUUCAAUAUAUAUUUAAAUUAUCAAAAUCCCAGAUUCUUUCUUCUCUGUAUCUUUCCACGACGGUUGACCUAAUUUAAUCGUCACAUCCAAUUGUAAUUUUGAGUCUUUAGAAAGAGAGAUUUGAUUCACAUCUGUUGAAAAAGAAGAUAGAUAGAUUGAGAGAGACAAACAAAAAAAAAAAAAACAAAAAACAAAUGGGGAAUUCAUUUGGGUGUUCGGCGUCCGGCGAGAGAUUGGUGUCGGCGGCGAGAGAUGGGGAUUUCGUGGAAGCGAAGAUGCUUCUUGAUUGUAACCCUUGUCUCGCCAAGUAUUCUACUUUCGGUGGUCUCAAUUCUCCUUUGCAUUUCGCUGCUGCUAAAGGCCAUAACGAGAUCGUCGGGCUGUUGCUCGAGAAUGGAGCUGAUGUGAAUUCCAGAAAUUAUUGCGGCCAGACGGCAUUGAUGCAAGCUUGUAGAUACGGACAUUGGGAAGUUGUGCAAACUCUUCUGCUUUUCCGAUGCAAUGUUACUAGAGCUGAUUAUUUAGCUGGAAGAACAGCGCUUCAUUUCGCUGCUGUGAAUGGUCAUGCCAGAUGUAUUAGACUUGUCUUGGCUGACUUUGUACCUAGCGAUAAAUUUAACUCUCUUCCCGAGUCUGGUGUAGUGGUCACUCCGAAAAACAAAUCCGAGCAAAGCGCAUUGUCUAAAUUUGUUAAUAAGGCGGCUGAUGGUGGAAUUACAGCUCUUCACAUGGCUGCCUUGAAUGGUUUAUUUGACUGUGUGCAGCUUUUGCUUGAUCUCGAAGCGAAUGUUUCCGCUGUGACUUUUCAUUAUGGAACAUCUAUGGAUAUGAUAGGUGCAGGAAGCACUCCGUUGCACUAUGCCGCUUGUGGUGGGAAUCUGAAAUGUUGUCAGAUUCUUCUUGCAAGAGGUGCAAGAAAGAUGACAUUGAACUGCAACGGGUGGCUACCUAUUGACAUAGCACGCAUGUGGAGUCGUCAUUGGUUAGAACCGUUACUUUCGCCAAUUUCGGAUGUCGUCAUUCCAACGUUUCCUCAUUCUAACUACUUAUCAUUGCCCCUUUUGAGUAUACUCAACAUCGCAAGAGAGUUCGGGUUGCAGUCUGCAACCAUCGCAGAUGAGGUCGAUAUAUGUGCGGUUUGCCUUGAAAGAACAUGCACAGUUGCUGCUGAAGGUUGUGAGCAUCAGCUAUGUGUGAGAUGUGCGUUAUACCUUUGCUCUUCGAGUAAUGUUCCCUCGGUGACAGUUGACCCACCGGGGUCAAUCCCUUGCCCUCUUUGUAGACACGGGAUUGUGUCGUUUAAACGGCUCCCAAGCUCCCAAACCAGAGAAAUGAAGUUACCAAUCUCACUCGGGUUCUGUGCACCGUGUAUGCUUCACACGGGAGACACAACAGAUCAAUCAUCACCAACAUGCCCAACAACAGAACAGCGUAGCAGUAAGACCAGGGCAGCCUCGGUUUCAUCUGAUAUGUUCUGUCCUGUAACAUGUAGCCCAUUCCCUUCAGUGAACAUUCCAAUGUGCACCUGCAACGAAGGAACAUGUCCAAACUUUGAGACACAUGGGACAGAGAGACAUAGCGAAGAACACGACGAAACUUCUCCUUCAAGAACAGCAAGUGAGCAGGAGAAGAUAGAAGAAGGGCAAAGGCUUGGGAAGACAACAACUUGUUCAAGCAUGUUCUGGGGAAGAAGAAGCUGCAGCAGAGAGAACCAAUGCAACUCCGAGAUCAAUGCAUGACUUGAUCACAUAAACAUUAUUUCUAUGUACAGAGAGAGAGAGAGAGAGAGAGAGAGAGAACCUAUGUCUCAAUCAUUUCUUACUUUUAAAAAUGGGAUGAGCCACACAGUCUUCUUCUUAGGUUUGUUUUGAUUAUUGGUGAGAUGCUACAGUUAUUAAAUUAUGGUGGAAAGAUUUGUAAUUAUCACCAUAAUAGUUGGGUCAGUUUGCAAAAUCUUUGUAUUUUUAUCA
Molecule: messenger RNA, 1999 nt
Organism: Camelina sativa (false flax)
Lineage: Eukaryota; Viridiplantae; Streptophyta; Magnoliopsida; Brassicales; Brassicaceae
Product: E3 ubiquitin-protein ligase XBAT33
Molecular function (GO): protein binding
Source: RefSeq, a predicted model, not a curated record